AUGGCACUGGAUCCGGAUCGCGGAGGAAUAGAGCUCCUGAGCCGGUCUGAUGACCCACCCACCCACACACAGAGGGAAAGAAGGGAGGGAGGAUCAGGGACGGGAUCGAAAGAAGCCACUUCCUCCCCCACCGCCGCGCCGCCGCCAAAUCGUGGCGUUCGCCGCAGGUCCCAAGUGGAUCACCGCGGUUGGUCACCCGGCUUUUCCUCUGGGACGGCUGAUGAAAAGGCUUCCGUCACGUUCGACGUGGACAAGCUGCAACUAGCGGGAUUGGUGCGAUUUCCAGAGCCGUAUGGUGCACCUGAGCUGCUUGUCGGUCCGACUCGAAUGUUUGGGUUUGACGACAACGACGGAAGUCGGAUUUUUUUCCGGGGUCAGCAAGAAACGACCCCAAUUCGAAAGCGGGACGGUCUAGCGAUUCGGGUUCUAGUUGCAGUCCGGUGCAUCCCCUUACAGAUGCGCGUCUCGGACCGUCGUUCCUAUCAUACAAUCAAGCUCGAAGCCUUUGCUCAAAGCGCGAAAUGUUUCGCUGUGAGGAUGGCGCUAGGUGACGACUGUACCGUUACCCUAAAUAAUCGAGUUCAGGAACGUAUCCGAUGGCGAUUUUUUAGUGACUCUCAAACGCUGGAUUAUCACGGUGCAGUCCGCGACAAGGUUUCGAGCGAUGUUUUUAUCAAGCAUUGCUUGGGUCGCCAAGCGCAGAGGCGCUCAACAUCUGCCGGGAUCGAGGCUAUCCGGAAAUCCUUCGUCAUGCUUACAGUAUCAGUACGUAGCUUGUUGAGACCUCGAGUGAAGCUAGUAGCCUUGGUACCAGUGACCGCGUCAAGCUUCCGACUUUCGUUCUUGACGCUGGUAGGCUUCAAGUUUUACUCGGCCGCGCCCAACAUCGUCAGGGAGAAUAACACGCAUCCAUAUCCCUCCGGCUUGCGCGUGGGAGAAUGAACUGAGUUUUCCAGUGUAGAGGAACGGGGAUCGAGAACUGUCAAACAUCUACUAGUACAUGUGUGCUUGUGCGAUCAAAGUUCGGAGAAGGUAUGGCAGCUAGCUAUCAAAUCCACUGAGGGAUCGUGCUGGAACGACCGAUCUGGGGG
Messenger RNA from Filobasidium floriforme, 1091 nucleotides. RefSeq lists its product as uncharacterized. The coding region runs from base 1 to 942 and encodes 313 amino acids. The transcript has 2 exons. The record is from RefSeq and is a predicted model, not a curated record. NCBI's taxonomy places the organism in Eukaryota, Fungi, Basidiomycota, Tremellomycetes, Filobasidiales, Filobasidiaceae.